Messenger RNA from Schizophyllum commune H4-8, 2635 nucleotides. RefSeq lists its product as uncharacterized. The record is from RefSeq and is a predicted model, not a curated record. Gene Ontology annotation, cellular component: plasma membrane. The coding region runs from base 206 to 2479 and encodes 757 amino acids. Gene Ontology annotation, biological process: cell motility; actin filament organization. NCBI's taxonomy places the organism in Eukaryota, Fungi, Basidiomycota, Agaricomycetes, Agaricales, Schizophyllaceae. The transcript has 14 exons.
UCUUGCGCCUUGCCAUCAUCUCGCCAGCAGUCAGAAUACUUAUCAUAUACCCGUCUGAUAUAGCCCUUCCUUUACUCCCACCACCGUCGUCGAGAACAGCACUCGUGUCCUCCCCUUGACAUUCAGCACGAUCAUAGCCUUCGGAAACCUAGGACAGCAACGUAACGCCUCCUACCGCGAUUCCGGCUGCACCAUACCUGCUACAAUGUCCACCGGCGAGACUUCCGCGAUGGGCUCCUCCGCGCACGCCAAGGCGCCUCAGAAAGCACUCGUUCCUACCAACACCGUCCUCACUCCAGAGGGACACCAAGUGCGCGCGCGCAUUGACCCAACGCUGACCGUGGCGGACGUCGUGAAGCAGCUGGUCCUAAACCUCAAGCUCGAUGAGCCCCCCACCAACUUCGCGCUGAGGAGCGACAUGGACGAGCUGGUGACGAACGAUAACAUGCGGAAGAUGAUCAAAGGGAAGGCAAAUCUCAAACUCGUGAAGUCGCCCAAGCGCGAGGCGAGGGACAUAGCUCACAAGCUAAGCGAGCGCGAUGACAAGAACCUCAAGUUCUCCCUCUUCUCGCUUCAGAAGCAUAUCAAGGAGGAAGAGUUCGCGCACGAGUUCAUUAAUUCCGGAGGCGUCAUGUAUCUCGUUGAGACCAUAUACGCUACGCAUGGCAACACACUCGCAUACGCCCUCACCGCCAUGCAGAACCUCAUGGAACUCGACUACGGCUGGGACACCCUCGAUGAGCACUUCAUCUACAAAGUUGUCCAGAUCCUCUCCUCCCCACAAUCCCUUAUCAACGUCUGCCGCCCUGCCACGGCGAUCCUGAAGAAGUUCGUCGAGGCUGAUCCGGCGAACACCCUGUCGGCGGGCUCGACCAGUAGUCCUGUCGUAAUACCGCCUGGAUCAGUCGACCGGUAUGGAUUCACGAUCGUGUUCGAGCAGAUGCGGAAGCAGAGAGGACUGUUGGAGACCGUGAUCAGCAGAUUGGGGAGUGCGGAUACGGCGAUGGCGCUGCAUAGCAUGAUGCUGAUCAACUCCCUGCUCGCGCAUGCCAAGGAGGAUCGCUGGGAAGAGUUCGUCACCGAGCUCGAGAAGCUGAACAUCCGAAAGGCAGUCGUCCGCCUCAUGGCCUCGCACACGAUGGAAGACCUGUCCUCCAGCAUCCUCGAUUUUCAGGCGAACAUCAUCCGCAUCACGAACCGCAAGAAGAUGACCAUGGUUGAGCCAGGCGCUGAGCCGGGGCACGCGGCGGCGCUGAAGUUCAUCUGGUUAAACAGCAAGCUUGAGGAAGAGAAGGAUGAGAUGGGGCAGCCACUGAAGUGGCGGAAGCUGGGCUUCGAGAGCGAGGACGUGACGGCGGGAUUCCAUGAUGUGGGCGUUUUGGGAUUGGAGUGCUUGCGCAACUUUGUCCAGAGCAAUCCAGAGUUCUCCAAGCUUGUCUAUGAACAACUUAGCCGCCCACAAGAGCGCCGUUGCCCUAUCGCGCGGGCGUCUAACGAAGUCGUGGAGUUGUUAUCGGAACACUGGGCCAUCUUCGCACCCGGAUACUCCACCUCAACCGCUUUCCAGCCCUUCUUCCUCGACUUUGCACGCGUGCACGCGCUCGCGACGCACUUCUUCAUUCGCAUGUGGACGGAGAGUGGCGCGGCGACCGAUAGCAACGCCUCCCGGGACGACUUCAACCGUAUUGUUGCCUUGGUGCGCAGCCAGAUCAAGGUCGCGUUGCGAGACGAGAACACGCGCUCGUGGAACGAGGUCGAGCGGGACUUCCUCGACUCAGAAUACCGUGCCGUGCGGGAUCGGCAAAUGAAGGAGCUCGAGCUUGAGGAUGACCUGUUGAGCAAGGUUCCGGUCAGGAAUCUGAAGAAGAAACUCUACAAGGAGUCCUUCGAGUUCGUCCGGCAGCAGCGGAUACAGUGUCUGUUGCAGGGCGCCUGGUUCAUGAACGGCGUACCUGUCGGCUCGUCAGGCUCGAAAGAGUCGUCGCGAAGACCAGCAAGGCCAUGGCGCUUCAUGCGGAUCGACAACGGCCUCCGAUACCUCCAUUACGUCGAUAGCGCCGUGAAGUUCCCCGUUCGUGCCGGGCUCGAGGACCUACCUGAGCGCAUCGACAUCUCCGCCAUCAGCGAGGUCGCGACCGGCACCUGUGCGCCACCAGCACACCUCCACGACGGGCCAGCGCCAGGCGAAGCGUCCCCGCUCUCGUUCUCCUUGCUCAAUGCGCACGCGGGCUCGCUAGCAGACCAGAUCGCGCCCGAUGCUAGCCGGUGGGCAGACUGGACGGAUGGGCUGAACAUGGUGCGCCCGGAUGCGGGGCAUGUGGCGUCGCAGGAGACAGCGGGUUUCGUGGAUGCGUUGACGGACAUUGGGCUCAAGAUUCAGUUGUUGAACCUGUCCGGCGAGAUGGUGGAUAUACCCAGCGGACUGUCAGCAGGGCAGCCGCCGCGAGAUCAGGAUUUCUUCUUCGCGGACUUUGCUUGAGAUGUACUGUAAGAUAUUCUUUAUUAUGCGUGUAUUUACUUUGUGUCCGUAGGCAACAACCGUUCCAUUUGACUGGUGCACCUUUUGUCGGGACAAUCGAUCCGCAUCGUUAUCGACGUAGCCGUUCGGCACCGAAAAUCUCACACCUUUAAGCCG